GGAAUCUCCCCCGUAAUCCUCCUUCCUCCUUAUCACGCAAUAGGGCUUAACAACGUCGGAAUCAUCUUCGAAGGCAUGUCUAUGUCGGGGGAGCAGCGAAAUCGACAAGCCUGUGAACCGUGCAGACGUAAGAAGUCUAAAUGCACGGCUGAGAGGCCAGUGUGCUCGUUUUGCCAUCGUCUAAAUCUGCAAUGUGUCUACCUCCCACGAGAACAGGCCAAAUCGGACGAACGUGGGAACAGAGUGACGAAGGCAAGGUCAACGAAAGAGCGAUUUCAAGCCCUUGAGUCGGAGAUCAGUAAGAUCUACGAUAUCUUGACCUCUCUCCACACCCACAACGAUGCAGCGGCGCAUGAAGCUUCAACAUCCCGGAGCGGAGAGCCACGGGAAGACUCUUCCAUCGAGAUUCCAAACACGCUCCCACAAGUAGGAAACUCUAGGACUAGUCCAAAUUUUGAGCCAUCAUGUCUCGAACACCCAGUGGAGGCUUUAGAUCAUUUCGUGGAAGUAUAUCGCACCAGGAUACAUCUCCAACCAUUGCCCUUAUUUAACCUUGAUGGUCUACGAGAUCGCUUGGUGACAUCCUCCCGAUUUCUUCUUUACAGCUUCCUCGCUCUCUCCUUGAAUUUUGGCAGCCAUGAAUUUUAUAGAGGCAGGGAACAAGAGGCUAUCGAGCUCUAUACUCGCUCCGCAGAAGAUGCGACCAUGAAGUUGGCUGUGGAAGGCAUCUCGAAGAUAGAGGUUAUAGAGUCGCUAUGUAUACUUGCUCUAAAGGACUUGAUUGGUCAAAAGCCGGCUCGUGCGUGGAUGACAAUCGGAACUGCCUCACGCCUAGAUACUUUGCGAAGAUUAACACGCCAUUGUACUUCUGAUGCACAGACCGAAGAUAGGAGUGCCCGAUGUCAUUGGUCUGUGUUCAUACUCGAAAAGGCCUUUUCCCCCCAAGUAUUAGAUCUUUCGUCAUCUCAAGAUACGCCUGAUUAUCCCCUGAGUGCCCCCUUGCCAGCCUCACCGCCAGGCUACCGGGAUGAAAACUGUCCCCCUGAUCUACAUGUUUCUGAAGAGGUUAAUAAGGACCUCGGCAUCAAUGCAUAUCACAUAGACAUGGUCUCAGUGUGGGGCGACCUUACGCGAUACUUACAUGGGAUACGAUCUGGUAACGUCGAAACGCCUUGGUUGCCCGAGUCAACGCACGCCAAGCUCAGUGUGAGGCUGUAUGAGUGCGAAGCCAAAUUACCGCAAAGACACCUCCUGAGAAAUGUUUCUUUCUCCAAGCGAUCGAUAGCUGAAAUUAUGCAGGAAAAGGAAUACUGGAGCCCUUGGCUGGCUAUGCAAAUGCUCUCCCAUGCAUCACCGGCUAUCCUGAAUCACCCAUUUAUCCAUUUAGUCGCGAUGCGUGGUAAUCGGGGCGUGCCUCAAUCACGUCUGUUUCUUCAACAGGCCGUGGAUCUGGCGUUGUUUCAUUCCGGCUGGGUGUUCCAGUUUAUACAAUUUUGCGAGAACCUUCAAUAUGAGAUCAACGAUCCAUUGAUUGGACACGCAGUUGCGGCGACAGCAACUAUACCAUGGCUUUUCCAGUUUGCAAGAGACCCCAAGGUCUCAAAGAGAGCAUGCGAUGACCUUGGCAGGUGUGAGAGAUUCUUGAGCCGUAUUUCCUUAACCUGGCCACAUAUUACUCACAAGCUCGAGAUCCUUCAGCGCCUCCAAUAUGUUGCGAAAGAAAAGCUCCAGGAAGUACCGGGCGGUAGUAUAAUGAUAUCCUUCCAACCUCAAAUGCUCUGGGAGCUCCUCGAUCCCAAGGUCUGCCAGGUGCCACAAGACGACCUUGCCUCGCAAGGCGGUGUCUCACAGCAUUCGGAUGUCCCAGACACUAGGAUGCGAGUUACCACUCAGUUCGUUCACCCACUCUUAGAUGAGCAAGCUGAACAGUCAAAUCCCCCCAAUCCUGCCGGCAAUGCUAUGUACUCCUUUCCGCCAAGUCCAGAGGAUCUUGAGCAGGUCUGCCUGGAUGAAAUCCUUGCCCACUUUCCACGCGAGGAGUUCUAUUGGCUAGAGGGAUAGGUGUAGGGAUUAUGUCUCCUUGCCUUGACGAUUGCUUCAGAACCAUUAUGAUGACAGAUAUUCUAUAUUGUUGUUGCCUUUUUCCUGCAUCGUAGUCCGCCACUACUUGAAUUGUUGAUUUGUGUCUCCUGUCUUAUAUUACCUCAGCCACUACCGUACGGACUCGAUCCCCU
This is a messenger RNA of Aspergillus pseudonomiae, 2234 nucleotides long. RefSeq lists its product as uncharacterized. The transcript is spliced from 7 exons. Gene Ontology annotation, cellular component: nucleus. Gene Ontology annotation, biological process: regulation of DNA-templated transcription. Lineage: Eukaryota; Fungi; Ascomycota; Eurotiomycetes; Eurotiales; Aspergillaceae. The record is from RefSeq and is a predicted model, not a curated record. The coding region runs from base 76 to 2061 and encodes 661 amino acids. Gene Ontology annotation, molecular function: DNA-binding transcription factor activity, RNA polymerase II-specific; zinc ion binding.